Molecule: messenger RNA, 3764 nt
Organism: Microbotryum saponariae
Lineage: Eukaryota; Fungi; Basidiomycota; Microbotryomycetes; Microbotryales; Microbotryaceae
Source: the annotation of a GenBank genome assembly
AUGGCACCUCGCGUCGUGCCCGGCAACCCGCAAUGGAUUGAAUGGAUCAGGACACUCGAGCUCGCCGCCGAGGAAAAGGGUUCUCGAGCGGCCAACUCGUGGGCCAAGGUACGUCCGGCCAGCCACUCCACCCGAUCCCGUUCCAGGCUGACGCUCGUCUCUUUGCGAUCACCCUCCCUCGACGCGUUCCGCCCCCCACUCAGGCAAGGAGGUCGUUCGAAAAGUGCCCGAUCGUGUUCAAUCACCCCGACGAAGCGCUGCAGCUCGAAGGUGUCGGCAGAAAGACGGUCGAAACACUGCUACACAAGAUCACUGAAGAAUGUAGACGCGUAGGUAUGCCUCUUCCAGAACGCGGUCAGUCAAUUUACUGGUUUCUCCGUUGAGCCGGGACCGAAAUCUUGACCCCUCUUUGCAACCUGGCACUGUGCAGCGACCGUGCCGAGACGAUUUGGGGCAGCAGCGAAGGGAGCGGUAGCAGCACCCGUUCGAGAUGCGACCACGGGGAAUGCCGUCCCUGGACCUUCUCGGAAACGUCCGAAUUCGGGCUCGGCGGCCCUGCAAGAAGCGGCCGAGGAUCAGUUGCGAGAAGCUCGACGGCGCAGGCUGCUCGGACUGCCCCCGGAACCUUCAAGCUCGCCCCCUCGCCACCAACACCACUCUGCCGGUAGGUAUGCCUUGGCUCGGAACGAGAACGUCAACGCUGCCGCCGGUCUCGCUCGAUCGCGCAAACCCGCGGUCCCCAAGGCCUACGUCCCGCGUCGGGGCUCGGGGUCGUACGCGAUCCUGCUCGCGUUGUACAAGAGCUCCUCGUACGACGAGCCGCAGGUGUGGACGACCAAAGCCAAAGUCAUGGAGGAAGCCUCCGAGUUGAGCGAGACUCCGAUGGAUCGACCCAUGGCGGCACGCAACGGCGGCACCGAAGCGGGGACGGGCUUUUACAGCGCCUGGAACGGCAUGACAACGUUGAUCAGCAAGGAGCUGGUCUCGUGCGACAACAAGCGGCCCAUCAAGUACUCAUUGACGGACGCGGGAUAUGCGCUCGCGGACAGCCUUGCAGAAGCUGCGGGCAUGGCGAAGCAUGUCAGGGGCCCUGGACCAGCUCCGGUCCUAUGGAACGCGCCGCCGCCACCGCCGCCGCCACCUCCAGGGGGCGUUCGCUCGUUUCAAGAGGACUUUGUCGAAGGCGGCACGGCGGGGCAUCGACUCGGAUGUGCAGCAUCGGCGAUAGAUCCCGCUUCCGUGGGACCGACGGGGCGGUACCCGAACAUUGCCCACCGCACUCGACCUCGCUCGCCCCCACUCUUUGCCGACCUCGGCCGCAUGGGCCACGACGAGGCUCGGUCCGAGGACGACGACGACGAUCCCGAGUUUGCCGAGCAGAUGCGUCAAGCAAAGGCGCUGAGUCGCCAGGAGAGUCAACACCCCUCCUCGUCGUCGACCGCGAUGAACCGGGAUCUGAUGAACCUACGGCCGCCGCUCCCACCCCUGCCCGCGAGCCGACCGUUCUUCGACUCGAGUCUCGACGGUCGCAGAGCCGUUUCGGGUCACUACGCCGCUGCUUUACCCGCCGCCCCAGGCGUUCCUGCCGCGGGCAAUGUCGAUCUCCCUUUUGAGUACUAUUACCUCGACGAGAGUGAGUCGUGUACCGAUAGCACUCUGCCACUCCCAUGGCCCAGGACAUUGCUGAGCCCGCGUUUCCCACGACCCCUCACCACUCCGCAGCUGACGCGAGGGUAACUCGACGCGACCAAGCCGAGGUGGGACAGGAAGAGGGGACGCUCGCACCGAUGUACCGCGUCGAGUACCGCACCGCUCAGGCCCUGCAUCAGAUGACGCGCAGUGUCCUGAGAAGCACGACGCUGGCUCGCGGGACGCCACUCCCCGGCGGACGCACGAUGACCGGCUACCUGCGAGGUCGCGUCGCAAAUUCGGUCGCUCCUGGCUUCCCGUCCAUGAGUGCGGCAGCUCUUUCAACCGCCGUCGCGGCCUCCUCGACCGCUCGAACGCAGUUCCCGGAAAUCAACCUCCUGGCGGGCUACAAGGAGCGCCCACCGCCUUUGGACAAAGAUGCGAUGUACGCGCCGCCCCCUUCGGUGCGUCGGCUUGGAGGUGACGCCGCGCUGCAGCCUCCCUCUGUCGUUCGGCGGCCGGCGGAUGCCGCUUCGAAGUCGAGAGCCACGACUCUGGAUUGCGAUGGGAAGCAGGACGCGGGCAGUCACGGCACGUCUUCGCCAAACUUGUCCUCGAGUCGCACCGCGGCGGCGUCAUUGAUUCCUCACACGACCGCUUCACUUCCUGUCCCUCUCGAGGACCGUUACGGACCUGCGGUAACUUCCGGUUUGAGCACGCGGCUGGACCGCACUCACCAGAAGCUGCCGCCCGUUGUGGCGCUGUCGCGAGCCGAUGCACCUCCUGCACGACCCCUGGCCCGCACCUCGUCGUCGCAGAACCCAUUGCUCGCCUCCUUUGAUCAGUUCCCGAACCCGCUCAUUAACCGCCACCCUCUGGACCCCGUCAAGGACCACGUCGCCGCGGUCCCCUACGACCAUCACCCCUUCUCCGCCAAGGUCUUGCUUGCGGGCACGUUCCGCGUCAUGCUCAUCAUCGACUCGCGAGAGGUGGGCUUGCCGAUGCGCGGCAAGCGGACCGAGAUGAUCAAAUCGCUCGAAAAGGAGAACGUCCCCUGCGAUCGGCGCAUGCUGCCCCUCGGGGACAUGAUCUGGGUCGCUCGACCGAUCAAUUCUUUCGGCCAACCCACCGGAGAGGAUGAUGUCGUACUGGACGCGAUCGUCGAGCGCAAGAGGCUCGACGAUCUGUGUCACUCGAUUAUCGAUGGUCGGUACGUCAGCCAAAAGAUUCGGCUCAAGGAUUCGGCCAUCUCGCACCGCAUCUACCUGAUUGAAAAGUACGACGACAAGAGUCAAUGUGAGCCCGCGUUUCCUUCAUUUCUUUCUAUCGCGUCCCCGUGGCCGUACUGAUUCGCGGACCGUUGUAUAAUUCCUUUUGCGUUGCAGACGCUCAAUGUAAGACCACCCUUUUGACGCUCAGCUGUCACCUGCUUGACUGCAACUGACGUGAUUCGAUUUUUCCUCUGCAGUCGGGAAAGCGAUCUGGACGUGCAAGUCUCAGUUGCAGAUCAACGACGGGUUCUACGUACACGAGUCGGGCAGCUUCAAGGACACCAUCACGUAUCUCAAAAUGCAGACGCAGAUCAUGCGCGAACAGUACGAGGUGAGUACUAAGUCGUCGUGUCCAUGGCUGCUCACAUUUUGAAACAGCGGGCUAACAAGAGUACUUCUACGCACCAGUCGCAAGAUCUGCUCGUCAUUCCGGACACGUCCAUCGACCGACCGACCUACCUCUCGAUGCAACGCCAUCUUCAAGCGACUUCCCCUGCGUACCGCUACCUGACGACGUACCGCGCGUUCGAAGAACUGAACAAGGCCGACGCGGCACUGACGCUGCGUUCGCAGUGGGCGCGUAUGCUGUCCUGCGUCUCGGGACUGUCGGCCGAAAAGACUGUGCAGUUCAUCGGUCGUUGGUCGACGCCAAUGCAAUUCUUUGCCGAAGGUUCGGAAUGGAGUAGGAUCGUCAAGGAGGACCCGUUCGUUGCCGUCGAGGGCAAACCGGUGCCGAAAAGGGCGAGGAAGGAGGAGGACUUUGUCGUUGAGCACCUGGAGGAUGUCGGGGCGAGGGGAAUCAAAAGCAAGCUCGGGUCCAAGAUUUGGAAACUUUUCCAGACAGGCACCGCGUACGCCGAGUAA